AUGAAGUUAGCAACAACAUUUGGACAGGAAAGAGGAGCACGGGUUUGUUUCUUCGGACUUUCUUCUUCCUCAGCGAUUUUAGGACAUGAGUAUGCUGGUGGGGACAUGCUCCAGCCAAGGGAAACAGACUUGCCAGCCUUGUUUUUGGUGUUGGUUGUGCUUCCUCUUGUUGCUUACAUCUUAUUAGGAAAAUGGAGUGAGUCUUCUAAAAAGAAAGAAAGGAUAAGUGAGCUUGCUCAUAUUGCUGCAGAAGAAGCUUUUCAAGUAGAAUCAUCAUCAAUGGCUGCUGCUGCUGUUGUUAUUCCUGUUGUUGUUGUUGUUCCCAUGUCAAAAUCCAACAAUUCGGUUCAUAAAUGUGCUAAAUGUUUUGCUCAAGCUAAAACUCGAUGCUCUCGUUGCAAAUCUGUUCGAUAUUGUUCUGGAAAGUGUCAAAUAAUUCAUUGGAGGCAAGUUCACAAACAAGAGUGUCAAUUCUUGGAGUACAACAGCAGUUGUGCAUCUCCAAACUCAGCUUCAAAUGAAGAAUCUGUUGAUGAAUUCAAUGAAAAAUCAGAUUCACAAUUUUCUGAAUCCAAUUUCAAGCAUGAGAAACCGUUUUCAGAUGAUAAUUCUUGCAAAUUCAACAAAGAAACAGCAAGAAAAGAAGAGAAUGUUACAAUAGAGUCAUUUGGAGAAACAUGUUCCACUUCAUAUGAUAGUAUUCCAUCAAAGGGAACUUUCACUCGAUAUAAGAAACGGGGUCAUCUUGUGCUAUCUAAAGAAGACAUUCCAGAAAAAAGUAAUGUGGAUGCGUGUAAUACAACGAGUAAAUUUGACUCUGAAAAGUCAACUCAAAAUGGGACAAAUUUAUUAGAUGUUGAAAAAGUCGAAUCAAAUGCGGAGUAUGAGAUUCACACAACAAAAUGUUCUGAAAGAAGCCAAGCAAAGAAAAGUAAUACAAAAUUGCAUAAAUCAACCAAAUCAACAGUGAAAGUGUUGAAAGAUUAUGAAAGGGGUAGUAUGGAUCAAGUUGCUGAUGUAUUAUUAGAUGAUUCUAGACAUGGGGACAUGAACACUCUUCAUGAAGGUAAUAAGGGAUUCAUGAAGAUGAUUGGUUUAAAGAGGUCUUCGAAACAUGAUAGAGUGGAAGCUAAUACUGAAAAACAUAAGAAAGUAAAAAUGCUAUUUCCAUAUGAAGAAUUUGUGAAGUUCUUCCGAUAUGAAGCUUUUGAUUUGUUGCCAAGAGGGCUUGUAAAUUGUGGGAAUAGUUGCUAUGCGAAUGCAGUGUUGCAGUGUUUGACCUCCACGAAGCCGUUGACCAUCUAUUUACUCCGCCGAUCACAUUCUCGAGCUUGUUGUGCAAAAAGUUGGUGUCUUAUAUGUGAACUUGAGCAUCACGUAUUAAUGUUACGUGACAAUGGAGAGCCACUAUCACUUAGUAGAAUUCUUGUGAAUAUGCGGAAUGUUAAUAACCAAAUUGGUGAUGGGAGUCAAGAAGAUGCUCAUGAGUUUUUAAGGCUUUUAGUUACCUCGAUGCAAUCUAUAUGUCUUGAGGGUUCUGGUGGAGAAGAUGCAGUUGAUCCCAAAUUGCAAGAAACGACUUUUAUUCAACAUACAUUUGGGGGACAACUACGAUCAAAGGUCAAGUGCUUGAGAUGUCAUCGUGAAUCCGAUAGAUAUGAAAACAUAAUGGAUCUUACAUUAGAGAUUUUCGGGUGGGUUGAAUCAUUAGAAGAUGCAUUGACUCAAUUCACGAGCCCUGAAGAUUUAGAUGGAGAAAACAUGUAUCGAUGUGGAAGGUGUGCGGCAUAUGUUCGAGCACAAAAGCAAUUAGCAAUUCAAGAAGCUCCAAACAUUCUAACGAUUGUUUUGAAGAGAUUUCAGGAGGGGAGUUAUGGGAAGAUAAAUAAGUGCAUUACGUUUCCGGACAUGUUGGAUAUGAUUCCAUUUAUGACAGGGACAGAUGAUGUGCCUCCACUUUACAUGCUUUAUGGAGUUGUUGUCCAUUUAGACACAAUGAAUGCGUCUUUUUCGGGUCAUUAUAUUUCAUAUGUGAAAGAUCUUCGAGGCAAUUGGUUUAGGAUAGAUGACACACAUGUUCAACCGGUGUCUGUGACCCAAGUGAUGUCAGAAGGGGCGUAUAUAUUGUUCUACAUGAGAUCAUCCCCUCGUCCCCUAAAAACCUACUCCACAAAACCAAAACCUUCCUCCAUUUCCGAAAAACACCGGAUCCCAAAAGCUCCAAAACCAACCAUAAAUCAACAACCAAAAGGAUUCCAAUCAAUCACAACCCAAAACAUUCCCACACCACGUACCGAUUUUUCAGAUGCAGCAUCAAGCGAUUGGUCAAUCUUCACAAGCUCAGACGAUGCAUCUUUCACUACAGAAAGCACCCGUGACUCAUUCAGCACCAUUGAUUAUACAGACAACGAUCCAAUUUCUUCAAUCUUCAACACACUUUAUAGCACCACACCUGAUUAUAAUUAUACAACAGUCAGGGCUUCAAGUAGAUCAAAUUUGAUACCCCCGAAAUCGUAUCAAGGUUGUGAACCUCCGUACAGAUUACAGAAGAUCUGUUCAUCGGAUUCGAGUAGUAAUUGUGGAUUAUACAUGAAAUAUGAAAGUGAUCACAAGGAUUCGAUGAAUAGAACUUCUGGGCAUUGUACACUUUAGAUUUUAGACGUGUUUGGAAUAUGUUUUUUAGAUGUAGGGGAGUAGAUGUUGGUGCCUCAAAAUUUUACCACAAUGCUUAUGUAAAUGAGGGCCUAGAUUUAUACAAUUAUUUGCUUUGAAUCGGAGCAAAGUCGUCGGAGUAUUUGUCAACUACUUGCACACCAU
Molecule: messenger RNA, 2817 nt
Organism: Lactuca virosa
Lineage: Eukaryota; Viridiplantae; Streptophyta; Magnoliopsida; Asterales; Asteraceae
Source: the annotation of a GenBank genome assembly